Aspergillus candidus is the source of this 3032-nucleotide messenger RNA. RefSeq names its product cleavage polyadenylation factor subunit YSH1 (gene ysh1). The coding region runs from base 268 to 2901 and encodes 877 amino acids. Gene Ontology annotation, biological process: mRNA 3'-end processing by stem-loop binding and cleavage. The record is from RefSeq and is a predicted model, not a curated record. The transcript has 5 exons. Gene Ontology annotation, molecular function: 5'-3' exonuclease activity; RNA binding; RNA endonuclease activity. Gene Ontology annotation, cellular component: mRNA cleavage and polyadenylation specificity factor complex. Lineage: Eukaryota; Fungi; Ascomycota; Eurotiomycetes; Eurotiales; Aspergillaceae.
GGGGCUGAGACUGUGACAAUUUAUCCCGGAAGUUGAAUGCCCGGGUUUGCGAUGAACAUAUAUGUUUUCUUGAUGUCCUUCCUUUACAGCAUUGGCGUUUCACGACUAUCAUGAUCGGUCUUUACCCGACAACUUGAGACAGCAGAACAUCCUUUCCUAGCUAACAUUUAUCUACCUUUGGGGCUUAACACCACUGGCCUUGGGUAGUUUGAUUAUAUUCUAACUAUUCGACCCAAGAGAUCUGGUCUUGUACCCUAACCUGGAAUCAUGGCGACAAAGCGAAAAGCUUCCGCUUUGAACGCGGGCGAUGACGAGCCUGUCGACCCCUCGGACGAAUUGGCAUUCUACUGCCUCGGUGGAGGAAACGAAGUCGGUCGAUCAUGUCAUAUCAUUCAGUACAAGGGCAAAACUGUCAUGCUCGAUGCCGGCAUGCACCCUGCGAAAGAAGGCUUCUCGGCCCUCCCGUUCUUUGACGAGUUCGAUUUGAGCACGGUGGAUAUACUCCUCAUUAGCCAUUUCCACGUUGACCACUCCUCCGCGCUCCCAUACGUCCUUAGCAAGACCAACUUCAAGGGCCGCGUUUUCAUGACCCAUGCGACCAAGGCGAUCUACAAAUGGCUUAUCCAAGACAACGUUCGAGUCAGCAAUACGGCGUCGUCGUCGGAUCAGCGCACUACCCUUUAUACAGAGCACGACCACCUGUCUACCCUUCCGCUGAUCGAAACAAUCGAUUUCAACACGACCCAUACGAUUAACAGCAUUCGUAUAACCCCGUUCCCAGCUGGCCAUGUGCUCGGGGCUGCCAUGUUUCUGGUUUCGAUCGCUGGGUUGAACAUACUUUUCACUGGUGACUAUUCACGGGAAGAGGACCGGCAUCUUAUUCCAGCAGAGGUACCGCGUGGCAUCAAGAUCGACGUGCUUAUAACGGAGUCAACUUUCGGAAUCUCAUCCAACCCGCCUCGUUUGGAACGCGAAGCGGCUCUGAUGAAGUCGAUCACGGGGGUGUUGAAUCGCGGGGGCAGAGUUCUGAUGCCAGUGUUUGCUCUCGGUCGAGCGCAGGAGUUAUUGUUGAUUCUUGACGAAUAUUGGGAGACACACCCCGAGUUGCAGAAGAUCCCGAUCUACUACAUCGGUAACACCGCACGGAGAUGCAUGGUGGUAUAUCAGACGUAUAUCGGGGCGAUGAACGACAAUAUCAAGCGGCUUUUCCGCCAGCGUAUGGCGGAAGCAGAGGCGAGUGGUGACAAGAGUGUCAGCGCUGGACCGUGGGAUUUCCGGUUUGUUCGGAGUCUGCGGUCCCUGGAACGCUUUGAUGACGUUGGGGGGUGCGUUAUGCUGGCUUCGCCGGGUAUGUUGCAGACAGGAACAAGUCGGGAGUUGUUAGAGCGUUGGGCUCCCAACGAACGUAAUGGCGUUGUCAUGACCGGCUACAGUGUCGAGGGCACGAUGGCCAAGCAAAUCCUCAACGAACCCGAACAAAUCCCUGCCGUGAUGUCAAGAGCCACGACUGGUGUGAUUAGAAGAGGUAUAACUGGUAAUGACGAAGACCAGAAGGUCAUGAUACCCCGACGAUGUACCGUGGAUGAAGUCAGCUUUGCCGCUCAUGUGGACGGCGUGGAGAAUAGGAACUUCAUCGAGGAAGUUGCAGCACCUGUUGUGAUUCUUGUACACGGCGAAAAGCACCAGAUGAUGCGACUCAAGUCAAAGUUGUUAAGUCUCAAUGCAGACAAGACCGUCAAGGUCAAAGUCUACACCCCAGCGAAUUGCGACGAGGUUCGUAUCCCGUUUAGGAAAGACAAGAUCGCCAAGGUUGUGGGUAAAUUGGCGCAAGUGGCACCUCCUGAGCAAGAAGAUGGCCCCCUUAUGGCAGGUGUGCUCGUCCAGAACGGCUUCGACUUGUCGUUGAUGGCUCCAGACGACCUUCGCGAGUACGCAGGUCUCACCACGACAACGAUCACAUGCAAGCAACACCUUACACUCAGCUCUGCAAGCAUGGACUUGAUUAAAUGGGCAUUGGAGGGCACAUUCGGUGCCAUUGAGGAAAUUGGUACCCGCAAGAAAGACGACGUCAAGGGGGAAGACAUGGAGGAGGACUCCGUGAUGAAGACUGACGAGGAAGAGCCCAAGGUCAAAGAGGAAGCAGCCGAUGAAGAGAUCCCCAUGGAAAACGAACAAACCUAUCUAGUCAUGGGCUGUGUGAUUCUCCGAUACCACCCGCGGACCCGCGAGCUCGAGCUUGAAUGGGAGGGUAACAUGAUGAACGACGGGGUGGCAGACGCGGUCAUGGCUGUUCUUCUCACGGUGGAAAGCAGUCCGGCAUCCGUAAAACAAUCUGCAAAACACAACCAUCAUCAUCACCAUCAUCACGACGACGAUCUGUUGGAACUCCCCAAUCCUCACGCGGCGCAAUCCGUCGACGAGCGCUUCGCUCGACUCCUCAUGAUGCUAGAAGCGCAAUUCGGUUCAGACAUUGCCCCCAUCGAACGCCCCCGAAACAAGCAACCCGACGGCGCACCCAAAAGCGAGACCACGACCCCAGCCGAACCCGACGGCACGCAGACCCCUCAACCCAAAAAUGAAGACUCGGACGAAGUAACAGAAUGGGAAGCAACAGAGCUGGCACGGCUCCACGCCCUGGGAAUUCCCUUCCCCGGAAUCGAAAUCAAGAUCGACAAGCACGUUGCGCGCGUGUGGCUGGAAGACCUUGAAGUCGAGUGUGCGAAUAACGUGGUGAGGGACCGUGUCCGUGUUGUCACGGAGCGCGCGGUCGAAACCGUUGCGAGCAUGUGGACGGAGGAUCCCAAGACGACGGGCCCUCAUGCUACGAAUGGGGAUGCGAGUGAGCGGGCUAUCGAUGACACGGCUAUGGCUAAGGGUGCGGAGGUUGACGCCAAGGCAUGAUUAACGUGUUAGGCAUAUUUCGUGUAUUAGUAUCGUGGUUUUUAACUUUUACCUUGCUGUUUAUUGAUGGAUUCUGGGAUGUGUACGCACGAUUUAACGGGAAAUGUAUGGGCGCUUUUCUUCUGGUUGCU